Molecule: messenger RNA, 636 nt
Organism: Closterium sp. Naga37s-1
Lineage: Eukaryota; Viridiplantae; Streptophyta; Zygnematophyceae; Desmidiales; Closteriaceae
Source: the annotation of a GenBank genome assembly
AUGAACUCUCGAGAUGAGGAAACGCGGUGUCUUGGCGUGGGGACGCGCGUGUUGGCAUCGGGGGUAGGAAAGUUCCAACCGAUGGUUCGAGCGAGUGGAGAUGCGGCGAGUGAAGUUUCGUGGAAGCGACGGUUUCAGGACAGAUUCGACAAGGAGAGGCAGCGACUGGUGCAGGCGCAUCGCAGGGAGGUGAUGCGACAGCAGAGCCACGUGGCAGAGCUUGAGAGGCGCAUUCGGGAGGGCGAGGAGGAGAGGGCGCGGGUGCGAGCCGCAAUGGCUAGGAGCGUGCAGGAAGCGAGGAGGCUUGAGCGGAGCAUGGCAGCAGGCAAUGCUCCAGAGCAAGUGUGGGAGCCGAGGAACGUGGUGCAGCAGCGGCAGCAGCUGGUGGGGCAGAUGCCUGUGAAUGCAGUGGCGAGGCUGGCAGCACUGCGGCAGGACGCUCUUCUGCUCUCACACACCUUGAGAGGCCUGGAGUCCAGUGUGUGCACACACCGCAGGCAGCUCUCAGAAGCCCAGACUGUGCUGCAGGGCCUCUUGUUCCGCCCCAAGCCCCUCCCAUCUCAGGCUGCUCCGCACCAGCCCUCUCUUCCUCUGCCUCUUGCCCACUCGUGCAAGAAGCACAAGGAUAGUGCCUGA